Molecule: messenger RNA, 3622 nt
Organism: Zootermopsis nevadensis
Lineage: Eukaryota; Metazoa; Arthropoda; Insecta; Blattodea; Termopsidae
Source: RefSeq, a predicted model, not a curated record
UUCAGUGCUGCAAGCGAGCUGUGACCUGAUCGUGGUCGAAGUGUGGCGGUCGGCAGCGAGACGAGGCAGUUUGAUACGUGUAUUAAACCAAGACCUGGCAGUAAUAGGUAUGGACUGCUUAGGUGGUCUAAGUGUGGGUGAACCACGCUUCUGUAUCCAGAAUUCAAUUUUGCUGAGCCUUCGCAACACACAGGAAGAGGAACCACCGGACCCGCAGCUGAUGCGUCUAGACAACAUGCUUAUAGCCGAGGGGGUAGCAGGUCCUGAAAAGGGUGGUGGUGCGGGGGCAGCAGCCAGCGCCUCGGCGGCAGCAUCGGGUGGUCCCGGACAGCCAGAUAAUGCCAUCGAGCACUCAGAUUACCGCGCCAAGCUCGCACAAAUCCGCCAGAUUUAUCACCAAGAACUCGAGAAAUAUGAGCAGGCGUGUAACGAGUUCACAACGCACGUGAUGAACCUCCUGCGGGAGCAGUCCCGGACACGCCCUAUCACCCCGAAGGAGAUCGAACGCAUGGUUCAAAUCAUCCACAAGAAGUUCUCGUCCAUCCAGAUGCAGCUGAAGCAGAGUACCUGCGAGGCCGUCAUGAUCUUGCGCUCCAGGUUCCUUGACGCCAGGAGAAAGCGACGGAACUUCAGCAAGCAGGCGUCAGAGAUCCUGAACGAAUACUUUUACUCACACCUCAGUAACCCCUACCCAUCCGAAGAGGCGAAGGAGGAACUUGCCAGGAAGUGUGGUAUCACUGUGUCACAGGUGUCGAAUUGGUUUGGAAACAAGCGGAUACGAUACAAGAAGAAUAUAGGAAAGGCACAAGAAGAAGCGAAUCUGUAUGCAGCAAAGAAGGCAGCAGGGGCAUCACCAUACAGCAUGGGUCCUGCUUCCCAGGGGACACCCACCCCAAUGAUGUCACCUGCACCCCCAGGGGGCCCACAAGACAGUAUGGGGUAUAACAUGAAUAUGAAUGGGGGUGACUACAAUUCCUCAAUGUCAGGUUCACAGCCCCCGUACACAGACAGCAGUAUGGGAUAUGACCCGAUGCACCAGGCCUCCCGGCUUCUAAUAAAGGAUGAACCUGUAACUGGAUCGCAAUCAUUGCUUUACAAGGGUGGUCACGUUACACCCAAGUCGGGCUCCCCACCUCGACCGAAUUCUGGAGGAUGGAAUCCACAAGGUCCUCCACCCCGGGAACAGAUCCCAGACUUCCCUCCGGUACAACCUCUGCACCCAGAUGAGGAGGACAGCGGCGACAGCAGUGAUCCAGAGUCUGUCAAAAGACAGAAACUCUAGGACUGUCCUAUAGAUUGCAGCAUCAAAUGAGAAGGUUAAUAAUAAUAAAGUGGGCCAUGGAAGCAAUCAAGCCAGGAACAAGUCUUAAUUUUGCAAGUACUUUGUUGAAGAAACAAAGAAAAAUUAUUAAAGAAAUGAAGAAAAUAAGAAUACAGACUUGCCGAGAGGAAGGGAAAUUCAAGAUGAAUUGUACUCGAGGAUUUUAUACACCAGGAGAGAAUUUAACUGGUGAAAAUUGGCCGCCACUUGCUCUAAUGUUGACUGUGGUUCUUUUAAGAUAAAACCAAUAAUAGCAACACAGAAUAAAUUAAUGGUUGGCUUAUGUCUACAAUUGUGAGAAAAUGAUUACAAGGCGGUAAUCCUUUCACUAACUCUAUUAAAUGCCACUGCACUGAAGAGGGAAAUAUGGAGUAUUGCAACCACAAGUCAAACAAGUUAGCUUUAAAUGAUCACUGAGGUAGACAAAAGAAAAGAAUGAAGAUAGAUCAUGCACAAGUGGAAGAUAAUUUGACUAAACUCAGCCACAUGACUGCUAAUUAAUGAAUUAAGUUCAUCUUGUAUUUGGUUUACUGUCCACAAAACAAAUGAUUGUUGUCGUACUGAAUCCUUGUGUCUCAUCCUAUUUGGCAAGACAGUGAAUGUAUGGGACUGUGUAGCUGUAAUCCAGAGAUAUAAGCUACCAGAAUAGACUGUAAUAGGAAUGAGAAGAUAUUCAGAGAGAAAGACCAACUUUGUGCCAGGUGUAAAUUAAAUUUUACAUUUUAUUAUUAAUUUCUUUGGAAUGAUUACGUGAAACAACAGCUAUAUUUUGUGUGCUAAUUACACUGAUCCCUCUACAUCCAGUCAGUAGGAGAGGCAAAAAAAGUAAGGACAUGAAAUUAUUAUGCAUGGAAUGGUAUCAUUAUUUUCAGUGGAUAAUGUGAAUUAUAAAUACUCUACAAAUCUUGGAACUUUUGUUUAGUAAUGCAGAAUGCUAGUUCCUUACAUCUCAUAUACAUUAUAGCAGCUGAAGGACUGAGCAUGUCUGUAAAUUCUUAAGUGAAUGUGAUGCUAAUGCAAAUAUGUUACAUAAAUUUGUUGUGAAAUUUAUAAUUAAAUUAUAUAUAAUGACACCAUAAAAUAGAAUGGUAAUGCAUAAUUCUAAAAAGUUUUCUCUACAACUUUUGUUUAGAUUAAAUUUUAAUUUACAUCAAAAUAAAGACAUUUUAUAAAAGUGUAUAAUUAGCAUUGUAUCAUAAAGGCACUGCAUAAAGCAGUAGUGUGGUACAUGGAUUCAGCACGACCAUUAUCAUUUUCUUCAACCCUGUUUGUCCAAGAAUAGAAGCUGUGAUUAUUGCUGAUUUAGAACUGUGGCAGUAUCAUUGUUUUCUUUAUCCUAUUUUUCAGCUAAAUUUAACAUGUUUUAUCAGUUAACAGAAGAACAUAGUAUAACUACUAAUAUCAGAGACAAACAUAAUUAUAUUCACCAUUUGAUUGCUUCAUGUUUCUUAACCUUAUGAGUCACAUAUAUAAGUUAUAAUUUUAAUAUAAUAGGUGUAUUUCUUGUUCAGAAGGUAGCUGAUUUUUUUAAAUAAGGAUAAUGUGAAGAUAGGACAGUGAUUAAUAGAAUAUUGGUGGUGGUGAUGUCACUAAUUUGACGAUUUUAAAAUAUUCGGGUGAUAAACUAAAACUGAAGAGGUACAUUCAAGAAUGUCAACUUUCAGAGGAAAUCAUGUCACACGCGAUGGCAGUCUCCUGGUCCUAGUAAAUUGUAUUGUUUGAAUUACUAAGUUCAUGGCUCGAGUGUUACGGCUCCGUACGCGAUGAUGAAGAUGUAAUUGUGGAGUUCAUGUAGCAAGUGCUAUUAUUAUAAAAUGUGAUUAGAAUGAUUCAGCAGAUCAUGAAUCUUCAUGUCCUUUACUUCUGCAGCAAUAGCAACAUGAGAGACAAAAGAAGAUAACAGAAGAGAGAAAAGGACAGUAAGAGUUUAAGAUAUAAGUUUAACAUUUUUAAGUCAUUGGUGGUCCAAUCAUUAUCCAAAAUACUCUGUGAGAUGUUUUCAUUCUCUUCAAUAUUUCUUGUUUGCUAGUUAGUAACCAAAGAAGACACAGUGUUUUAAUCUCCUAAGGAAGCUUCUUUUGUGACACAAGAUAUUCAUUCCAUGGUUAUUAAUACACAGACAGUUCAAAGAACACAACAUUUAAAAUAACAUUAUGACUCUGGGGAUCAAAUUUAUUUGUGUUUAAAUUAACAGUUUUUAGAUUUUUACAAUCAAUUAUUUUUACAUUUAGAAAUAUAUUGUGAAUGAUAUGUCAUUACCCACAUAUUUUAAUAUUUGUAAACAGUAGUAGUUGGGCAAGG